GAGCCCCAGCAGAGUUUCCAUAUUUUUGUGGUUUUUCAGCCACUAAAUUUGUUUGAGGUUUCUUGCUCUUAACUUCAAAGUUCUCUGUGAUGCCUUCUGCCUCUGCUUUAUGGUGAUCUAGUUUGGUGUUCAGCCUUUUCCAGGCCCGGAGAAAAACACCUCCUGGUAAGGGUUCUACUGAAGAAACCAACUGCACAGCUCAAAAUUGCAUCUUCUCCUUAUUUUGAAUGCAUUUUUAUUUCAACAGAGGAGAAACAAGCCAACAUUCAUCCUUUCCUGCUUUGAUUUUUAGUGCCAAGCUCCUACAUUUGUCAUUUUUUAAAUUGCCUGGACCUAGAUUAAAAGGAGGAGGAAAAGCUAGGUGAUGAAAUAUGAAGAAAUCAUAAUUAAAAAUCAGUGGCUUUUCAUUUUUUUUUCUUCCUAAAGGGGAUUUCAGGGGAUCCAGUGUGGCACUGGAGAAGUGCGUGGGGCUGCCACACACACCUGGUUUGGGGGCUAGGUGCAGAAGAAGCUGCUGGGCUGAGUCUCCAGGUGCUGCCACAGCAGAUGCUCCUCGGCAGCCGUCGGCAAGACAUCUGCGCCGAGACAGGGCAGAACCUCCUGGGGUGAAAGCAGCCUUACCACCGUGAGGUGACUGUGCGUGGAAAGGGGGAGCUGGCACAAAACCCCUCCAUCGUUGACUCCACCGCCAUGGCCCGGUCGUGGCUCCAUCUCUGCAUCUGCCUCCAGAUCCCAGGUUUCUGUACAAAUCUACUUUUAUCCCAGACUCCAGAGCAUAUUUUAGCUCAAACUAACAAUAAAACAGAAAUUGUCUGUGAGCUGAAGAAGGAACAUGCUGGGGUGUACUGGUACCGCUGGAGCCAGGAGAGGCAAAAUUUCGAGUUCCUGAUAUUUUCCAGCUCUUUGGGCAAAGCCACAUAUGGCACAAACAUCAACAAGGACAAGUUUAGUGUCCAUGGGGUGAGCUCCCGCACCUCCUACAGCCUGCACAUCAGCCACCUCCAGGCCUCGGACAACGGCACCUACUACUGCUCCGUCUCCGAGUCCUCCCAGCUCCUCCUGGGCAGCGGGACACGGCUCGGUGUGGUUGAUGUUUUACCUCUGCCUCAGAAGACCACUCAGGCACCAGUCUCCAAAAAACCCAUGCGCUGUGCAACCAAGAGAAAUGCUGCCAGCGGGAAAGGUGCCUGCAGCCCUCUGGUCUGGGUCCCACUGGCUGCCAGCAUCCUGAUCCUCCUGCUGAGCCUGGUCCCCACCGCCCACCGCUUCCACCGUCUGCGGCGGAGGCUGUGGCUUCGCAUCCACAGGCAGUAAAUCCCACCGGCUUCCCCCACCUCCAGCAGGCAGGGAGAAGCUGCGGACCCUCCCCUGCAGAGUGCUGAGUCCUGCCUGAAGGUGAUACAGGAAGCAUGAUACAGGAGACAGACAUGGGCUUGCACUGCAGGACAGACAUUUCUUUCCUGUGACGGACCAUGACUUUAAUAUUUUUUCUUGAUGCAAAGGCUGGCAAAAGGACAGGGCCACAUCCUGCAGCGCGCUGAGCACCAGGACUGGUGUACCAAACGGAUUCAGAUGGGUUGUAAAGAUGCUCUGAGA
Messenger RNA from Calidris pugnax (ruff), 1596 nucleotides. It is a transcript of the gene CD8B, whose product is annotated as CD8b molecule. The record is from RefSeq and is a predicted model, not a curated record. Gene Ontology annotation, biological process: regulation of immune response. Gene Ontology annotation, molecular function: coreceptor activity; MHC class I protein binding. NCBI's taxonomy places the organism in Eukaryota, Metazoa, Chordata, Aves, Charadriiformes, Scolopacidae. The coding region runs from base 691 to 1314 and encodes 207 amino acids. The transcript has 5 exons. Gene Ontology annotation, cellular component: cell surface.